AUCUUAGUUCCUGCUAGCCUAUUAGAUCUUUCGGAGGGCCGAUUUGUCUGCCCUCGAGCGUCAUCUCGAUUCACUACUGGCCUAUCUUCUCUGGAUCUUGGGGAAACUACUGCAAAUGCUAUGGGAUCUCGUCCUCAUCACCACCUCCAUCUAAGACUUGCUGAGAUCCGCCUAGGUCGACUUGUCAGCUUCCUUGACUCUUUGAUUCGUGCCAGCUUAUUUGGUGGACCUCAAAUAAGAAAAUCGUCUCUAAAUGCUACCAUAGGGACAGGUAGACAUGGGGCAAUUUCUAAAAAGGCCUCAGCAGCCUUCAAUGUUUUUGUAAAAAAUACUCAUAGAAAGGCCCAAUCCAUUGAUCAAACGGAUGUCAAAGGACUGAAUCAAAUUGAAUCAACUAGUUCAAAUAGAGACUUGGUGAGCAAAGAAUCUCGAUCACAUGGGAGUCACCUCAUACCAUAUCUACUUAUUUGUCCUUUCUUAUCACCAAAAUGUGAGUGA
Protopolystoma xenopodis is the source of this 498-nucleotide messenger RNA. NCBI's taxonomy places the organism in Eukaryota, Metazoa, Platyhelminthes, Monogenea, Polystomatidea, Polystomatidae. The record is from the annotation of a GenBank genome assembly.